Molecule: messenger RNA, 1590 nt
Organism: Cydia strobilella
Lineage: Eukaryota; Metazoa; Arthropoda; Insecta; Lepidoptera; Tortricidae
Product: transmembrane protease serine 11D-like
Exons: 7
Coding region: 25-1551 (508 amino acids)
Biological process (GO): proteolysis
Molecular function (GO): serine-type endopeptidase activity
Source: RefSeq, a predicted model, not a curated record
AAUGUUUAUGAUGUGUUUUCAACCAUGGUCACUAACUUAGUAGUAGCAUUCCUUCUAUUUUUCGGAAAAACUGCAUUCAGUGAUGUUGAAAGGAGGAAUGGGGUGUAUUUUGAGUAUAUUCCGCCCAAGUCGGUACCAGGAGAUGAGAAGCGGGAGGAACCGGCUUUGAGGAUGGGAAGUCAGGAUAGCAAUGAAGAUGGAAAUAUAAAGACGAUGCUGGAAGAGAACUAUAGGUUUAAAAGCGAUCAAUCGGCUACGAGAUUUAAAAUUGCUGCGGAGAAGAAAGAGGAAGAACACCUAACCAACAACGAUGGUGGCAUGUCGUGGGUGUUCCGUACGUUUGCCGUUCGGCGCAUCGUCGGCGGCAUGGAGACGAGCAUUAGCAUGUACCCGUACAACGUGGCCAUAUCGCGCAACGGCCGUCAUUGGUGUGGCGGGUCGAUCAUCGACGAGCAGUGGGUGCUCACGGCCGGACACUGCUUUGAGUCAGCACACGACAAUGAGAAGAAGAAACUGGCCGUCUUCAUAGUACGCGCAGGGAGCUCUUUUCAUAAUAGGGGAGGAUACCAGGCUAGAGUCAACAGAGUGUUCUUCCCCUCUAAAUACGUCCCCGGAAACGCAGACUACGACUUUUCUCUGAUCCGCCUGGACCGGCCCAUGCCUAUCGGCCGCAACAUCGCGGUGCUGAACCUGCCCUCCAAGGAGUACCUGAUCAAGCCGGAUGACAUACUUAUUGUGACCGGCUGGGGCAGUACUCAUGAGACGGGGUCAGGACACAUACCAGAUCGUCUCCGCUUCGUCCCCGUGCCGGCGAUGAGGCUUUCCCAGUGCCAGUCCGCAUACAGAUUCUACAUCACACCUCGCAUGAUGUGCGCAGGGUACGCCACUGGUGGAAAAGACGCUUGCAACCACGACUCUGGUGGUCCCGCCGUUCGUGACGGCGUCCUCCUCGGGAUCGUGUCCUUCGGCGGCAAGCAGUGCGGCGACCCUCACUCCCCGGGCGUCUACAGCAGGGUAUCGGAGAUGACGUCAUGGGUGGAGAAGACCAUCGCAGGCAACGAGUGCGCCAAUGUGCCGGAGCUGCAGGAGAAAAUUAGGAGAGCUAGGGAGAGAGAGCAGGACUUACAAAGAUUUAAGGCCCGCGUAGAAGACAAGAAGAACCGAAUCAAGAAUUGGUUACGGGAAACCUUAAAAUCGCCGACUUUCAUAGAACUAGCUAAAAGGAAGCUGAGCGAGGCACAAGCUAUGCGCAGAAGCUUCACAGAAUCGCUCUAUGAAUCCCAAAACGUAACCGACUUAGAUGAUUCUGAGAUGGAUGACAUCAACCUGUCAAAUCUAAUACACGACAGGAUCUUACAAAGCAAUGAUGGGAAUGAAGAUGAGAAUAUGCUAAGUACCUUGGCGCUUAGGGAUAUAAUGUUGAAUGAAGGUAAGGGAAAAAUGGCUAAGGAUGGCUUUGAGGAGUUGAUGGCGUUCGUUUCGAGAGAUGAUCCAAGUCCACCUUUAGAAGAUAAAGAAAAUGUUACACGAGAAAAUGUUACACAAUCUUAAGUAAGCGUUCGUGGUAUUGCUAAUAAAACGUAAUGUCUU